CCGCCCGUGCCGGGGCAGCCCAGAGGCACCAGCGAGACACCGUCCAGGCGGCGGGACAGAGCGGGGCCGCCAUGGCGGCGGAGGAGGAGUACGAGUCCGUGUUGUGCGUGAARCCGGCGGUGCUCGUGUACCGGGUCCCGCCGCGGGCCUCCAACCGCGGCUACAGAGCYGCGGAGUGGCAGCUGGACCAGCCGGCCUGGAGCGGGCGCCUGCGGAUCACRGCCAAGGGCAGCAUGGCCUUCAUCAAGUUGGAGGACAAGACCUCGGGAGAGCUCUUUGCCCAGGCUCCCGUGGARCAGUUCCCUGGCAUCGCUGUGGAGAGUGUGACAGACUCCAGCAGAUACUUUGUCAUCCGGAUCGAAGAUGGGAACGGCCGCCGCGCUUUCAUCGGGGUCGGCUUUGUGGACCGAGGGGAUGCCUUUGACUUCAACGUGGCUCUCCAGGACCACUUCAAGUGGGUGAGGCAGCAGAGCGAGCUGGCCCGGCAGGCCCAGGACCCGGAGCAGGGACGCAAACUGGAUCUGGGCUUCAAGGAGGGACAAACCAUCAAACUCAACAUCGCUAACAUGAAGAAGAAAGAAGGAGCUUCAGGGAGCAGCAGGCCCCGUCCUGCAGGGCCUGGGGGCCUGAGCUUGCUGCCACCACCCCCCGGAGGAAAAUCAGGCUCCAGAGAGCGGCCGGCUCUGCUGUCCACAUCCACCCAGCUCCCGGGAACGCCCAUCACGGACUCGCCGUUGUUCUGGCCUCAGUCCUCCGCUGCUCCCACCGCCGAUGUCUGGGGAGACUUUGCCAAAGCUUCAGGGUCGGCUCCUAACCAGACUCAGGGCAAUACUGGCUGGGUUCAGUUCUGAGCCCAGCCCCUGUGGCUGCUSGAUCCUUGCAAUUCCUUUGGGGCCAAAGAAGCAGCUUCAGAACACCUCACUCCUGCCUUCAAACCCUGCCCAGCACCGAAAUGCUGGAAUAAGAGCUGGGAGGAAACAGCCAUGUGCCUUAGAACACUCCACAGCCUGUGCCUGCCACACCCUGGGGCUGUUCCUGGGUCGUGAGAGACCUCGGGGGGCCUCUCUUUGGGGAAGAACCAUCAGGUCCAAAACCUCUCCCUGAUGAGGAGAGGCUGAGCAGGAGCUUGGGGUCUCCUCAGAGGUUUCUCUGCCUUCUCCUUCUUUUGGAUCGACACAGCAUUCUCCUGGAGACAUCCCACCUCCCAAAUCCACACCAGCCUUUCCCUGCCAGGAUGCCAAGCAUCGCCUGGAUUUUCUUCUGAGCACUUAMCCAGGGUGUGGGGAGCCUGAUCCCAGCAUUUCCAUGCUGAAAUUCCUCWUUUCUUACUCUGGGAAGUUUGUUUUACUGCUCCUCUAUUUUGAAGACACGAUUUUUUACUCCUCUCCAUGGAUAUUUUAUUAAGGACAGAACGGAGUCGGGCUCCUGGACAGAGCAGGGGUUGUGAUUCCUCUUGAAACAAAUAAAUAUUUUCUUACCUAUUUAUACUGAGGCUUUUCUGAGUAUGAAACUCCACUUUUGUUUUUGUCCAAGCCCUUGGAUUCUCCCAUCUCCAACUGAAUGACGGGCAUUUUGCUUUCAGAGCUUUUCYGUGGGCCUGGCAGCAAAUCCAGGUGAGAAUGUAACGCUUCCAAGUGAACAAUAAAAUGGUUUUGAUGCCAGAUU
This is a messenger RNA of Malurus melanocephalus (red-backed fairy wren), 1665 nucleotides long. RefSeq names its product NECAP endocytosis associated 2 (gene NECAP2). Gene Ontology annotation, cellular component: membrane; clathrin vesicle coat. Gene Ontology annotation, biological process: endocytosis. Lineage: Eukaryota; Metazoa; Chordata; Aves; Passeriformes; Maluridae. The transcript has 8 exons. The coding region runs from base 72 to 851 and encodes 259 amino acids. The record is from RefSeq and is a predicted model, not a curated record.